Sebastes umbrosus (honeycomb rockfish) is the source of this 2137-nucleotide messenger RNA. RefSeq names its product leucine rich repeat containing 75Bb (gene lrrc75bb). The record is from RefSeq and is a predicted model, not a curated record. The coding region runs from base 282 to 1418 and encodes 378 amino acids. Lineage: Eukaryota; Metazoa; Chordata; Actinopteri; Perciformes; Sebastidae. The transcript has 4 exons.
UUGGCUGAGGAGCGAAACCAGCUCUGAGUACAGCAAAGGAUGCCAGAGUGCUCAGGCAGUGAGUUGCAUGGACGGAUGCAAGCAGGGGGAUGACGACAAGACUGGGACCGGGCAUAUUAUUAUCAUUAUUAUGAUGCUGCUUUACAGUUCAGAGUAACUUUGCAACACUAUUUCACUGAGGGGGAGCAAGUUAAGUGGGAUGUUUUGGCUGCAUGUUGUAAAAUCCCUCUUCUCAUCACCACCUGCACCACCACCGACACAGCAUCAUCCUCUCAGGAGUGAUGGGCUCUAAGUUGACCAGACAGAGAAGUCUCGAUUUUGAAAGCAAAGUGUCCAAGAAGAGACGCCAGAGGAAUGACGCUCUCCAGGGAGAGAGCGAGAAAAGAGGAGGAGGCGGAGGAGACUUCUUGUUUACCUCCUUGAUGCUCAAGUCCGACAAGCUGCCGGGGAUGCUGCGGAAAACCAACCACAGCCCGUAUGUCAGGAGGGUGGCGUGGAUCCGGGAGAUCCAGAGGCUCCUCCGGGAGCAGAGGAUGGAGCAAGCUGUAGAAGUGCUCAAACUGCUGAGGAAGGAUUUGGGACUCCAGGGAACGUCGCUCAAUGACAUUUUGUACAAGAACGCGGCUUUUCUCAACCUGGUGGACCCCAUCUCUCACGAGCUGCUGCUCAGUCUCGCCCGGGACCUGCAGUGUCCGAAAAGGGAGACGGACUCGUUCAAGUCCACCAACAAGAUCUGCCGCCAGCUCAUUUACCACCUGACCCCUCACUCCAAAUGGACGAGACAGAGCGUGCCCAUGAGGAAGUCUCAGGCCUGUCUCAAAACAACCCUGAAGAAGAAACUGUCCGGUGACGUCGUCAACCUGUCAGGCAUCCCGCUGUCUGGCCGAGACGUCAACCGCGUGGCCUUCUACCUCCAGAGCAGCAGCGACGCCGUGUCGGCGGUGGACCUGAGCUUCACCGAGCUGCAGGACGAGAGCUUGCGGCUGCUGCUGCCCUACCUCGGCUGCCUGCCGAAACUGACCAUACUGGCCGUCAACGGCAACCGCCUGACAAUGGCCAUCCUGAAAGACCUCACAGACGCGGUGAAGGAUCCUAAGAAGUUCCCCAGCUUGGCCUGGGUCGACCUGGGCAACAACUUGGACAUCUUCACCGUGCCGCAGCCGCUGCUCGUGGCCCUGCGGCGCCGCUUCGGCUUACGCAGCAGCCUCCCCACCAUUUACGAGUACAGGGAGGCGCAGGCGUUCGGCGGCUACACCCCCAACAUGGAGACAUCUGUGGAGGAGCCCAGUCUGUACGAGGAGGGAGAGGGAGAGGAGGAUGAUAAAGAGGAGGAGGAGGACAGGCUGGAGCUUCGAGCCUGGGGCUUCGGAGAAGAAAACAUGUCAAAAAAUGUGCCGCUGCACUUCUGUGGGAGGUGAUCGCCCAGAGCUGCUUUCUUUUAGACUGGCUGCCCCUCAUUUCCCUCAGUACCACCUCGCCCCGAGUCUAGCCUCCUCUGUUAGCAGCUGCUUACACUGACCCACGUGUUUCUUAAUAUAACUUUAAAAUAAGUGUGUCCCUCCGGAUGCUCCGACUACUGAUGCAGGCAGCUCUGUGGUUUUACAGACGCUAAGAAUUUAUUUAUGGAUUGGUUUAACCUUCACUUAUUCAGGAGAAGUUGAACUGAACAUUUUUGCUGUUUCUUUAUGUUCCUGUUUUGCUUCCCAUUAUUUACCACUGGGGGUUAAGUGCCUUGCACAAGUGCACCUCAACAGUAGCGGUUGAGGGAGGGGGGAGCGCUAUGAGUUCACAGUCCCCAAGCACAUGUACCCAGCUGGUCUCUCUGACAACUUCACCCCUGCUGCCCCAUUUCUGAGACAAGUCUGAAUAAGUCAAAGUAACUAAAUAAGAAAUAGUUUAAUUCCAACUGACUUUUUGCUAUUAUAUAUGUUUUUAGUCAGAACUCAACUGCAGAGAUAUUGGCCCUGUUCAGCCCUGGCACUAACAUGCGUCCUUAGUGAUCCGAGCACAUGUGGACAGCUUUAAGUGCGUCUGUUCACACCUGUUAAUAGAAUGCGUCUCCACAUGCGUCUCGAGUGACCACUUGUGAUCGGAUCUCGCUUCCCCGCUCAAUAUGCAAAUAAACACGUAGUAAACA